CAGAGGAAGUGACAGUGACAGCACAAAGCAUGUAAGCUGUGACAAACUCCAGCACAAAGAGAAACAACGUCAGCCCCAGAGCUUUAGGGAACUUUAAGGCGACUCGUUUUACUUUAUUUAUUUUUUUAAAUUCACACACUGUACACUGUGAACACGUGUAGCAAUGCCCUGCGACUCAAGCAAUUAUGACACAUGCUGCAAAAAAUGUCCAAAAGGGAACCGGGUGAUAUCUAACUGUAAUGAAACUCCAGAACCCAAGUGUGAACCGUGUUCUAAAGGCUACUACCUGGAUGAUGAUUAUUAUGCGGAGAAGUGUUUUCAGUGUAGAUCAUGUAGCUCGAACAAUCUGGAAAUAUCUGAGCCCUGCACAAAUGAAAGUAACACAAAGUGUAAGUGUAUGGAGGGCUUCUACUGUACAAGAAUAUUACAAGGGAACUGUGAGAGCUGUAGUAAAGUAAGACUCUGCCCACCAGGACAAGGAGUUUCUGUUCACCAUAACAGCACACAUGACGCAGUGUGUAAAGGCUGUCCUACAGGAACCUUCAACAAUAAGACUGAUUAUCUCACAACUUGUCAAAAUCACACCAGGUGUUUGGAUCUGGGUCGGUAUUUGCUAUCAGAAGGAACGGCAGAAACAGACGCCAAAUGCGGUGAUUUCAUACCUCGUUGUCAUUGGAUGAUUCCUGCUAGUUUGUGGGCGGGGCUAAUCCUGACGCUCAUCCUCGUCUUUAUUGGGGUUAUGUGUCUGAGGUGUAAGAAAAGAAAAAGAAAAGCAGUGAUUACGAUGGGGGGUUUACAAAAUUUCGUCCCGCCUGCUCUUCCUCCAGAUGUCAUCAAGUAUCCGAGAAGCCCAGAGAUACAAACACCCACCCAUAAUAGUAAACUCUGCAGUGAGGAGUAUGACGGCCCCCUGGAGUGUGAUUGCGUCGAACAGAGCGUGUUCUCAGAGAAAUUUGGAGCGUUCUCUGUCCCAGACACCUGCAUAUCCUUCAUCAGUGAGCAAUGCCGCUCCGAGCCACAGGAGGACGACUGGCCUGCACUCUGACACAUCCUCAGCUUCAUCUUGAGGCCUCGUCUCGCUCUGCCUCUCUCACACACACUGCCUCAGCUGCUCUCUUAAGAUUUAACCCCAAACGCUUCGACACACACACAUGCACUUACAUGGAACCUAGCUUUAUUAUUUCCCCACAUUCUUUUAUUUCGAAUCGAUGAAUAUUAACAAAAUGUAAUAUUUCAUCACAGACUAUUACAAUUUGUACACUUUUAUUUACAGAGUGGAAAUGAAGAGAUAUUGUUUCAGUAUGGACAAAAUAUGGAAACAACGCUUGUAUUAUACUUUCUUUUCAUUAUUUGUUAAAAAAAAAUCAAAAAUCAAAAAAACAUAUUUAUUCUUCUGGAGAUGAAUUCAUGCUGGUUUAAUGUUUUAUUCAACAUUUAUUUGAAUUAAGUAAACAAUUAUUUUAAUUUCAUUGCUUAAGAUCUCUUUGCAAUUCCUUUGCAUAUCUAACUUAAUAAUGAAUUAAAACAGUGAAAUAAAUAAAAACGU
Messenger RNA from Tachysurus fulvidraco (yellow catfish), 1546 nucleotides. Its product is annotated as tumor necrosis factor receptor superfamily member 5-like. Gene Ontology annotation, biological process: defense response to protozoan; B cell activation; positive regulation of interleukin-12 production. Gene Ontology annotation, molecular function: antigen binding; CD154 receptor binding. Gene Ontology annotation, cellular component: CD40 receptor complex; external side of plasma membrane. Lineage: Eukaryota; Metazoa; Chordata; Actinopteri; Siluriformes; Bagridae. The transcript is spliced from 8 exons. The record is from RefSeq and is a predicted model, not a curated record. Bases 164 to 1045 code for a protein of 293 amino acids.